Molecule: messenger RNA, 405 nt
Organism: Closterium sp. NIES-65
Lineage: Eukaryota; Viridiplantae; Streptophyta; Zygnematophyceae; Desmidiales; Closteriaceae
Source: the annotation of a GenBank genome assembly
AUGGCGCUCCGCGGGGGGAGAUGGCGCGCCGGCACGCGCAGAUGGGAUGGGCUCCACGCAGGCGCAAGCAGCGGUAAUCCCGCCGCGAAUGACGGCGGGAAUCCCGGAGGAUACGCGUAUGGUUACAGCAACCGGCCGCCACCCAAGCCCACACCGACUUAUGAAGAGCAGUUGGAGCAGCGAAUGCGGGAGGUGAUGAGCAUGCCAGGGGACGUGGCAAGGCGGCUAUGGCGCCUCAUCACAGAACAGCCCGAGGAGUUCCGCCUUGUCCGCUUCCCCUCCUGGAAAGAGAUGAUCACUGUGACAUUGCUCACAUUCCUCUUUAUUGUCGUCCUCAUCAUUUUCAUCUCAUCUGUUGACUCUGUGUUGGCACGGGUGCUCACUCCCCGCUUCAAGCCUGCAUAA